Messenger RNA from Saccostrea echinata, 2460 nucleotides. RefSeq lists its product as uncharacterized. The transcript is spliced from 6 exons. NCBI's taxonomy places the organism in Eukaryota, Metazoa, Mollusca, Bivalvia, Ostreida, Ostreidae. Bases 1 to 2460 code for a protein of 819 amino acids. The record is from RefSeq and is a predicted model, not a curated record.
AUGCGAGCAGAGCAAACACAGAUGUCUCAAAGAUCAGAGGAUGGAUCAGCAUCCAGUGAUAAUGCCUUAAACAAACGACUGAUCAGAGUCCCAUUGUCUGCACUUCAAAAGAUCGAGCAAAGUGAUGAAAAGGAAUCAAUGAAUAGAAACCAUUUUGAAAGCCCAUUGCCAAACACUGCAUUGGGUCUGAAUGAAAAUGAUACAGAUGAUCUACACCUGACACAAGAUGAAAUGAGAGAAAUACUAGAUGCAAAGGAAAAUGAAACAAGUGUCAGUAUGAUUGAUUUUGCAGGACAAUUUGCUUAUUAUGCUUGUCAUCAGAUCUACAUGAGAUCGGAAGCAUUCUACAUACUGGUGAUGGAUAUGAGUAAAGCUUUCCAAGAUGCGGUUAAUAGUGAAACAAAUGAACGCCAGGGUUCUAUCUUUUCUACGUGGACUUACAAAGAUUAUCUUUACUUCUGGCUUGACUCCAUAAAAUCGUUUAGUGGAACUUCUGCACAAAUUCUUGUGGUGGCUACGCAUGCAGAAGGCAAGACAGAUGAGGAAAAGGACUCUUUCUGGGAGAGUCUUUGGACGUUAUUACCAGAGUAUGAUAAGACGAGGAUUUACGACAGUGACUUUGCAUUAGGACUACUGGAGAUGAAUGAACAAGGGAGGCAUGCUCUGGAGAGUCUAAAAACAUCAAUAGCAGACGUAGUAUCGCAAAUCAUGGACACAGGGAUAGAAGUUCCCUCAGCUUGGGCUCUUCUUGAGCAUCUCUUGAAAAAAACAGAAAAACCUAUCUUGUCAAUCAGUGACAUCAACGAAGAGAAUAAGAAACUUCCUGAAGAAUACCAAUUGAAAAGUCAAGAAGAAAUAUAUGAUUUUCUGUCCUUUUUCCAUAGUCAUGGAGUGUUACUAUUUUUUAUGGAGGAAGGACUGAAAACACACGCAAUUCUCGGUAUACAAUGGUUUUCCGAUGCAUUCAGUAAACUUAUUGCCGACAAGAGCCACAUAAAUAGAGACUGUCAACGACGACAUAUCAAGGAAUGGGACUAUUUUAAUGCCACGGGAAAUCUGAAGAAUUCACUUGUAGAUGCUCUUUGGAAAAAGGAACAAUCUUAUUUGGAACACAAGACUGAGCUUAUGGCAUAUAUGGAGAGACUACGAAUGUUAGUCAACAUUGGUGAGUCAGAAGGCGAAAUAUCUUGGUAUGUUCCUUGCAUGAACAAUAAGCGUUUUACACGGGAUGUUUGUAGAUGGGAAAGGAAAUACUCGUCAAUUUUGAGUUUUCGGUUCAUAUCCUUUGCCAUGUUCGUGUAUUACAGACUUAUUGCAUAUUGCAUGAGUUUCCUCAAGUGGAAUGUGCAGUUGGAUAAAGAAAACAGCCUAUGUCUUUAUCACACAGCAGCAAUUUUUGAAACCCAAAAUCACACAGUUAUCGUUGGUAUAAUUGAUAAUGACCUCCAGAUUCAAGUCCUCCGAAUCAAGAAUCUGAAUCCCAAAGUUUCAUGUGAAAUUGGAAAAACAAUCGAAUUUGCCUUAACAGAAUUGACGAAGACAUUUGAUGAGAAGAAGUCCUUCGUAAAAGGUUACAAAUGUUUGAAUCUGUUCUGUAGUGAAGAUGAUAUGUCAUUUAUUCCAGAAAAUAAACUGUCUGGGGUCCAAUGCAACUGUCCAAUUGAGGAAAAACAUGAAAUGGAUGUACAAUGGACGCUCUAUUUUUGGAAGGAGGAUAUUGUUUGCGACAAGAAUCCAAAGUCGUUUGGAAGAAAUCUUGACGGUCGUACUAGAUUUGCAAAACUUGGAAUGGCAAUAAAUGAUGUGUUAACUCAGACAUAUAGAGACAUUUUAGAGAAAGAGAUUCCCUCUUCUCAGAUAAUGGGUAAAGUGGAAUUAACAAAAAGAUAUAAAAACCUCCACUGUGAACAACAAAAUCUUUUGAAGGACGCCAAAAACUCUGGUUAUAAAAAAUUUGAUAUAACUCUUCUCUAUACUCUGAUGAGAAACUUUUCUACAACAACCCCGAGGCCAACACAUGGUUGGGGUUUAAAGGCCCCACCUGCAGCAGGGGAGAUAACUGUGGGGGAUGACAUUGAAAGGAUCCGACUGAUUCGAAACAAAGUGUAUGGUCACGUUAAUUCAGCUUCAGUCUCACAAGCAGAAUUUGAUGAUAACUGGUCAAUCAUCUCUGAUAUCUGCAAACGACUUGAAACAUAUACUGGAAAAAGCUACUCAAAUGAACUUGAUAACAUUAAGAAACUUUCCUUGGGAGAAGAUAGCCGAGAGGCAAUUAUAGAAAAAAUUAAAGUAAACAAAGAAAUACUCGAUAAAAUGCAGUCAAUGGAAACUGGUAUACAGUCUAUACAGAUAGAUGCAAACUUAAUAAAAGCAGAUUUGCAAGAAAUAAAAUUAGCUGUGACUUGUGAGAGGAAAGAUGAAGAGGAGUCUUGUUGGCCAAGAAGGUGUGGAAUCUUGUAA